GCUACAAAGUCUCUCUCUCUAUCUCUCUAUCUCUCUCUUUCUCUGGAAAAGCACUCCGCUCCUGCAAAAUCCCACGCUUUUUUAUUUCCCAAAUUUUCACUUCACUCGCACACAUUUCGGACCCCAAAAGAGAAAGAAAGAAAGAAAGAAGCAGACCCCAAAAAAAAAAAAAAAAAAAGCAUUUAGAUUUCCGGCAAAAGCAAUAUAUAUUCGCUGAGCACACACACGCACAGAAGAUCAGAUAUUGAUUCUUUCUGAUAACACUAACAAUGGUCGACGUUGACCGGAGAAUGACCGGUCUGAACCCGGCUCAUGUCGCCGGUCUCCGCCGACUAUCGGCUCGAGCCGCGGCUGCCCCUUCUACAGCUGUCACUACCACCGCAUCGCUCCCAGUUCGCAACGGUCUCUUCUCAUUUUCUUCUUUGGCCGAGAAGGUCAUAUCCCAUCUUCGGAACUCUGGUAUUCAGGUCCAACCGGGUCUCUCUGACGCCGAGUUCGCUCGUGCUGAAGCCGAGUUUGGUUUCGCAUUCCCUCCUGACCUUAGAGCUGUUCUCUCCGCCGGUCUGCCUGUUGGUCCUGGCUUCCCCGACUGGCGUUCGGCGGGUGCUCGGCUCCAUCUCCGGGCGUCGCUUGACCUUCCUAUCGCAGCGAUUUCGUUCCAGAUAGCUCGGAACACCCUCUGGUCUAAAUCAUGGGGUCCGAGACCGUCGGACCCGGAAAGAGCUUUACGGGUCGCUCGUAACGCUCUGAAGAGAGCGCCGCUUUUGAUACCUAUUUUCAACCAUUGUUACAUUCCUUGCAAUCCUUCUUUGGCUGGAAACCCUAUCUUCUUCGUCGACGAGAAUAGGAUCUUCUGUUGUGGUUUGGAUCUAUCUGAUUUCUUCGAUCGCGAGUCUUUGUUCCGGAGCUCCGAGUCCGAUCCUCAGCUCCUCAAGAAGCAAAGAUCCGUAAGUGAGAAAUCGGCCGGUUCGUCUUCGAAUUUCUCGCGUAGGAGCCUGGACAGUGGGUUUGGUUCCGGAGCCAGAACGCCGAGAUGGGUGGAAUUCUGGAGCGACGCCGCCGUGGAUCGGCGCCGGAGGAACUCUUCGUCGUCGUCUUCGUCGUCGCCUGAGAGGUUCUUUGAUAUGCCGAGGUCCGAAAUACCGAACUGGGUGGAGGAGUACAUUGGGCAAAUAGGAUCCGUAUUGAGACAAGGCGGGUGGAACGAAUCGGAUAUAUCCGAAAUCGUGCACGUAUCGGCCUCCGGAUUCUUCGAAGGUGAGAUGGUUUUGUUAGACAAUCAAGCAGUCCUCGAUGCUCUGCUUCUGAAAGCUGAUCGGUUUUCGGACUCGCUUCGUAAAGCCGGGUGGAGCUCCGAAGAGGUAUCCGACGCUUUGGGUUUUGAUUUUCGACCGGAGAAGGAGAAGAAACCGGCUAAGAAACUGUCCCCGGAACUCGUGGAACGGAUCGGGAAACUGGCUGAAUCGGUAUCUCGGUCAUAAUACCGGUUUCGAUAUUCUUUAUCUUUUCUUUUUUUAAUUUUUUUCCCUUUUUCUUUUGAAAUUAAAAAUCCUCGGGUUUUGCAUUUUCCUCCUUGGGUAAAAAAAAAAAAUUGAAUAUAUGGGGGAACGCGUUGUACUAUGAAACAAAGUGUAUUUUGAGGGGGGGAAAAAAAAAAAAAAGCUAAAAGAAAAUAUCAAAGACUUCAAAAUUUACAACCAAUAUAAUAUAAAUAACUAUAUGAAAAAAAAUAUAUAUAUAUAUAUAUUUGUAUUUCUGUCUA
Molecule: messenger RNA, 1762 nt
Organism: Ziziphus jujuba (common jujube)
Lineage: Eukaryota; Viridiplantae; Streptophyta; Magnoliopsida; Rosales; Rhamnaceae
Exons: 1
Coding region: 270-1481 (403 amino acids)
Source: RefSeq, a predicted model, not a curated record